Messenger RNA from Anolis sagrei ordinatus, 7677 nucleotides. The record is from RefSeq and is a predicted model, not a curated record. Lineage: Eukaryota; Metazoa; Chordata; Lepidosauria; Squamata; Anolidae.
CGCUGAUUGACAGGCGCUCUCCCGCUGGCGCUGCUCUCCAUCCAUUCUUUGGGGAAGGGCGGGUGCCCGGCGCGGCCUAGGCGCCUCACUCCCAGGAACCCCAGCCGGAGCCUCGAUUUGGUCUCCCGCCCGGCGUGGGCGGGGAAGCGGAGGUCUCGGGAUUUAGAUGACGGGCUCCAUCCCGUUGAUGCCUAAGGCUGUGGCCCCACAUCGUCUCCUGGAGGACCACAGGCAGUCCAUGGUGUGAGCCACGCCAACGGAGGGGCCAAGAUGCUGAAGCCGAGCGGCCUCAAGAUCCCCGGAAGGGCUGGGAAACACUCCAGCCCUGCGGGGCGGCCGGGAGGGACGGCCGGCGCUGCGACCACAACUGCCCCGGCCACAAAGGAAGGGUCACCACUACACAAACAAGGCUCUACGUCUUCUGCAGCCACCACCGAGAAGCCGCCGGGGUCGAAAGUUGCUGAAGUGGGAGAUGACUUCCUGGGGGAUUUUGUGGUGGGAGAACGUGUGUGGGUCAACGGAGUCAAGCCAGGCGUGAUCCAGUAUUUGGGGGAGACUCAAUUUGCACCGGGACAGUGGGCAGGGGUUGUUCUAGACGACCCGGUCGGGAAGAACGAUGGCUCUGUGGGCGGGGUGCGCUACUUCGAGUGCCCGCAGCUCCAGGGAAUCUUCACCCGGCCUUCUAAGCUGACCCGCCAGCCCACCACGGAGGGCUCGGGCAGCGAUGCCCAUUCGGUGGAGUCCCUGACGGCACAGAACCUGUCCCUGCACUCGGGCACCUCCACCCCGCCGCUAUCCACUCGCGUCAUCCCCUUGCGGGAGAGCGUCCUCAACAGCACCAUGAAGACCGGGAACGAGUCCGGAUCCAACCUCUCGGACAGCGGGUCCGUGAAGAAGGGUGACAAAGACUUCAGGCUCGGAGACCGCGUCCUCGUUGGCGGAACGAAGACGGGCGUUGUGCGCUAUGUGGGGGAGACGGAUUUCGCCAAAGGGGAGUGGUGUGGGGUGGAGCUGGACGAACCCCUGGGCAAGAAUGAUGGCGCCGUGGCCGGAACCAGGUAUUUCCAGUGCCCUCCCAAGUUUGGCCUCUUUGCUCCUAUCCACAAGGUGAUCCGGAUCGGCUUCCCUUCCACCAGCCCAGCCAAGGCCAAGAAGAGCAAGCGGAUGGCCAUGGGGGUCUCGGCUUUGACCCACAGCCCAAGCAGCUCCUCCAUCAGCUCCGUCAGCUCCGUGGCCUCCUCUGUGGGGGGAAGACCCAGCCGAAGCGGACUGUUGACGGAGACCUCUUCUCGCUACGCCAGGAAGAUCUCCGGCACGACGGCGCUGCAGGAGGCCCUCAAGGAGAAGCAGCAGCACAUCGAGCAGCUCCUGGCCGAGCGGGACCUGGAGAGAGCCGAGGUGGCCAAAGCCACCAGCCGCAUCUGCGAAGUGGAGAAGGAGAUUGCCAUCCUGAAGGCCCAGCACGAGCAGUAUAUCUCUGAAGCAGAAGGAAAUCUGCAGAGGGCGCGGACAGUCCUGGAAGGAGCCCAGAAGGAAAAAGUGGAGAUGCUCAACCAGUUAGAAGAGGAGAAAAGGAAAGUUGAAGAUUUGCAGUUCCGGGUCGAGGAGGAGUCCAUUACGAAGGGAGACUUGGAGACUCAGACGCAGCUGGAGCAUGCCCGAAUAAGGGAGCUCGAGCAGAGCCUCCUGUUUGAGAAGACACAGGCCGAAAAGCUUCUCAAAGAGAUGGAGGAGACGAGGCUGACCACGGUUGCAGAGAAGUCCAGAAUCCUUCAGCUCGAGGAAGAGCUGUCCUUCACGCGGACGGAGGUGGAGGAGCUGAGGCAGUGCUUGAAGGCCUCCAGCCAAGCCGAUUCUCCAGACCACAGCUUUGGCCUGCAAACGGAAGCCCUCCGCCUGCGGGAUCAGCUGCUUUCGGCCACCAAGGAGCACCAGAAGGAGAGCGUCCAGCUGAAGGAGACGUAUGAGAGGGCCCUGAAGAAGCACCAGCAGGAGGCGGAGCGCUUGAAAGCUCACAACGAGAAAUACGCCCAAGAGAUUGCGGACCUCAAGCAGAAGGUCCAGCAGGCCACCAACGAGAACAUGGGCCUGAUGGACAACUGGAAGUCGAAGCUGGACACGUUGGCGUCCGACCAUCAGAAGUCGCUCGAGGACCUCAAGGCCACCUUGAGCACCGGUCCAGAUUCCCAGCACAAGGAGAUCGUGGAGCUGAAAACCGUCAUGGAGAGCGUCAAGCUGGAGCACCAGCUGGAGCUGGAAAACCUCAAAGCCAAGCAUGACAUUGAGAUGGCCGUCCACGUGAAGGAGAAGGAGGGCCUGAAGCUGAAGCUGCAGGAGGCCAAGGACGCGUGGGAAGAAAGCAACAACAACUGGAAGGCGCAGCUGGAAAGCAAGACUAACCAGUACUUGCUUGAAAUCCAGGAGCUGAAGGAGAAGAACCGGGACAGCGAGGUCCGCGCCCGCGAGGCGGAGAAGCUGCACAGCGACUACAAAGACCAGGCCCAAGCCAUCGCUUUCUUGAAAGAGCAGAUCUCUCUGGCGGAGAAGAAGAGGCUGGACUACGAGACGCUGCAGAAGGCCGAGGCCCAGAGCAAGCAAGAGAUCCAGCGCCUGCAGGAAAAGGUCCUGGUCUUGGAGAACAAGCUGCAGUCCACGGAACCGCUCCACCCUUCCCAACACGCCAACAUGAUUGAAACCAAUGACAUUUCGGAAGAAAAGAUCAAAAUGAAGCAGACAAUGGAAGAUCUUCAGGAGAAGCUGAGCAAAAAGGACAAAGAGGUCUCGUCCUUGGCCUCCCAGACUGACCUCCUAAGGACCCAAGUAAGUGCGUUGGAAACCAGAUGCAAAAGUACCGAGAGGAAGGCAGAUUCUCUGUUGAAAGAGAAGAAAAGACUGGAGGCCGAGCUGGAGACGGUGUCCAAGAAAACGCACGAUGCUUCUGGUCAGCUGGUUCUGAUCAGUCAGGAACUACUGAAAAAAGAAAGAAGCCUAAACGAGCUGCGUGCUUUGCUUAUGGAGGCCAACCGUCACUCUCCAGGACCCGAGCGGGACUUGAGCCGCGAGGUGCACAAAGCGGAGUGGAGGCUGAAAGAACAGAAACUCAAGGACGACAUCCAAGACCUAAGGGAAAAACUGAUUGUUCUGGAUAAAGAGAAAGCCGUCACGGACCAGCGGCGAUACUCCCUCAUUGACCCUUCGUCUGAGUCAGAGGUCCUGCGGUUGCAGCAUCGGCUGGUCAGCACCGAGGAUGUCUUGAGGAACGCCUUGGAGCAGGGCCAGCAGAUGGAGAAGCUAAUGGAGGCCAUGAGGAGCUGUUCAGAAAAAGCACAGACCAUUGGAAGCUCCGGAUCUGCGAAUGGGAUCCAUCAACAGGAUAAAUCUCACAAACAGGAGGAGAAGCACUGAUGAAGGAGCCGAGGUGGAGAGGACUCUGGCGACAGGGUUUGCUGCUCAAAAGAAGGGCCGAACGAGGAGUGCGCCCCCCUCUCCUACCACCCCAGGCCCCACUUUAAGAGCCACACAAAGUGUUUUUCUGCACUACAAAACACGGCUGUUUUCACGGGCAACGAAUGGUAUCCUCCCCAGCUUUCCCGGCUGUGCCUGGCUCAUGAAGAAAAGCGGUGCGAGAGCUGUAUGUUUGUGGCUGAAUUUCUUCUCCUCCACCGUUUGCAGCGUCCGAUGACAAUAUGGAUGGCAUGGGUCUCAUUUUGCCAAGGAAUUCCUUUUUUUUUUUUUGGGAGGUGGGAGAAGUUGCCCUCACAUAUUGCUAACGGAAAUGUUCCGGGUGAGAGACAAGAGUGUUUUUGUUUGCAAAUCCCCAAGAAGGGAAUCUUUUGCUCCUUUUCCCCUCCCGUUUUCAAUGGCCAGUUGUCCCUCUAGCCAUAGAGGUCAGUGGGAAGGUCAUCCCUUCCCGACACUAAAAUGACUCUUGAGGUAUGUAACAUGAAGAUAAUGCAUCGUAUGGCACGGAAUACCAAUUUUAAGAUGGACGCUUAACUUAUUUUGAACUUUGGUCCACGCUUGAGUCCCAUGAGUUGUUUGGAGCUGUUGGGUUGUGCCUCUCGCCUCUUCGGAGUGAGAUCUCCCUGCUUUAAGCCACUUUUGCCACGGUCUGGAACAAAGGGUCAAGCUUGGACAUUGUUCAAAAGAUGGCUUCUUCCCGUCUCUGUUGCUUUUGCCAAGCUUGCUUCUCACGUCCUGCCGCAUUUCACCUCUAAUCCGAGAGUUCGGGCCAAGGAGGAUGCCCCCUCCACAAAAGACUGUACUACUUUUAGGCUUCGUCUGUGACUUGGUGUAUUCCCCCUGCCAAAAAAAUUAAAAAAUGGAAAUUUCCUGCCAAAAAAUUAAAAAAAUGAACAUUGCAGAAAGCUAGCACUAGAAGGGGGGGAAAGCUUCAGACCGACCUUCUCCUUGCAGCUCUACCUUUCUAUGAGCAUCAGGCUUUGUCUUGUGGGUUUGCCUGAUGCCCACACUUGUUGUCUGAGAAUUCAGAGUCUAAUCAAGAGCUCAGUGUUGAAAUUCUCAUUUUGUGACAGAAUUCUGAGAUGUCUGGGGACAGGAGGGGCUUCUGGGAGCUGUGGCCCAAAAUAGUAACGACUUCUAUCGAUGGAUAAAUUUAUACAUACAGGUAGAUAGGUGUGUUCCCCUAUACUGUUUUUCAUCACGUAAUAGUCGCAGUGCUUUAUCUCCCCUUUUUAGAAUUGAAAAAGGGGGUGGUAUGACUAUUAUGUGAUUUUUUUAAAAAAAAUCUACCUUUGAUCCUCCGGUUUCAGAUUUAUUUAUUUUUAAGUGGCCUUACCUUUGAGACAGAAGGAAGGAUGAUCGAGUUUCAAACAAACAGCUCCCUUCUGUUUGUAUGUUUGUUGUAUGUUUGACUAGGAAGAGGGAAGAUUCCCCUUUCGUCCCUCCCUUUCUUCUUUCUCUAAAGGCAAGGCAUUUUACAAAAUCUGAAAUGAAGCUCUUUGGAAGUAAGAGGAAAUAUCCCAUUUCCAGAGACCUCAAUUUCAAGUUUUCUUAAUUGCCUUAAGGCUUUGGAGGAAGGGUGGAAAAGCACAGCUCCGGAGACCUCCACUUCAUUAUAGUUUACUGCCUUGUCUUGAAGGAAGGAAGGGGAAAUCAGCCUCAAAUGGCUCUGCAACUAUUACGUAAGGAAAAAAUACUAAUUUUGCCGUCUCAAAAAUGUGGCCGCGACUAUUAUGCGAUGAAAUGCAAUGUGUCAUUAUAGUUUACUGCCUUGUCUUGAAGGAAGGAAGGAAGGAAGGAAGGAAGGAAGGAAGGAAGGAAGGAAGGAAGGAAGGAAGGAAGGAAGGGGAAAUCAGCCUCAAAUGGCUCUGCGACUAUUAUGUGAAGAAAAAAAUACUAAUUUUGCCACCUCAAAAAUGUGGCCGCGACUAUUAUGCGAUGAAAUGCAAUGUGUAUAGUGUUGAGUGUAGCCGGGUGUUUCCUGCCUUCUCAUUAGCAGCGUUCAGAUGUUUGUCUUUUGUCCCCAAACAAUUCUUGUUUUUUUUCCUGACCGAAAGGUUUUAAUCAGUGUUAGAAUAAAGUAAACCAGGAAGUGCUCCUUAGUCGAAUGGAACCUCUGGAGUUGGAACAAAGGUGGCCUGCGAGCAUGACUUUUUUGAACAGGUGUGGAUUCUGUUGGGCACAAAAUGUACUUGAGUGAACCUCCCUGAUGCAUCUGUGCGCUGCUGCUAUGACAGGAGGCUCCCUGGUUAACAGGGCAGUGAAUCCUGCAGUGGUUUUUAGUCUGAACUUUGAGGGGCUUUAAUAUAUUUUGGACACAGGGUUCCUUUAGGGACAAGCUCAAACCUGAACUGCAUUCAUUACCUCCCUGACGUGAAAACUGCCUGCUGAAACUUCAUCUGACAUUGCAUCAUGUUUUCUCAAGGUCCUACCAAGAAGGCCUACAAGCCACUCUCAACACCUUCGCAGAAGCAGAAGCUCGGCCUCUCAUUGAACACCGAGAAAACCAAAGUGCUCUUCCAGCAGUCACCAGCCAAUCCUUCUGCUUAUAGCUUCAUUAUGUAACAUUAGAAGAUGGUGGUCAUUUCCCCUCCCUUGGCACCCCCCUCUCCAUAAAAGUCAGCAUUGACACUGAAAAACAACACCGCCUGAGCUCUGCGAGUGCAGCAUUCUUCCGAAUGAAGCAGAGAGUGUUUGAGGACCGGGACAUCCGUAGAGAGACCAAGGAGCUUGUUAAUAAAGUAAUUGUCCUCCCAACCUUGGCAGCCACCCCUCCAUAAAAGUCCACAUUGACACAGUAAUACAACACCGCCUGAGCUCUGCGAGUGCAGCAUUCUUCCGAAUGAAGCAGAGAGUGUUUGAGGACCGGGACAUCAGUAGGAAGACCAAGGAGCUUGUUUAUAAAGGCCUUGUCUUCCCAACCCCUUCUAUACAUCUGAGAAACGUGGACUGUCUACACACGUCACACUCAGUGCCUGGAACAAUUCCAUCAGCAUUGUCUCCAGAAAUUCGUAAUUCGUAACCCUUUUGGUCCUAAUGUUCGAGAGUGAUCCCUGGUCAAAAAAAAGUUGGGAUACACUGGCUUAGGGGGAUUGCCAGUUGGUUCCAUGAUAUAGAGUCUCAUAUUCCUCAAGCCGUGCUCCUCCGGACAGUUGCCUUGUUGGCUUCAGCAGUUAGAUUCACGACUUUCUCUACUUUCGGUCUCUUACCGCUGGCUUUUAAUGUCUAUUUUUAGUUUCCAGACCUAGCAGAGCCUGACUUGCCUUUUCUUCCAUGAGGACGCAGGGGGUUUUGUUUAUUUUUCCCCAGGGAAUUAAUUAUAUUUUCCAAACUUUAUGGGCGACAGCUCAGUCCCGACCCCAUUUGAGGGGGGAUUUAUCUCGCAUGUCGGAGCCAUCUUUAGUCCAGAUAGUCUCAGCAUUGUUUCUGUGUCCAACUUUGGAGGGUCCUUUGAAAUAGGGUUUCUCUACAGGUUCAUAACCUUUGUCGAGACUAAAGAUGACUCUGUUACGCCUUACAUAUAUAUCUAUGGCUCACAGUUGAACCCAGGGUCAUAACACCCACUGUUCUCUUAAUCCCCGUUGCAAGGAAAUGAGGGCUGUCACCCUUCAUUGCAUGCCGAUAAAGCUUUGCGGACUUCCUGCUCUGCGACCUGCCAGGCCUCCCAAAUUGUCCGUGCGAACGCCACAUGUCCCGGUGAGCGCCAUCACCAAAGGACCGGAUGGUUACGACCGUUUUCCGAGCGAUGAGACGCAUGCCGGUUUCACGGAGGCGAAAAAAGCCAAGGCGACCCAUCCGCACAAGUCGUACGACAGCACUUAAACCUUGUACAGAUAGUAUUAAACCCACUAACGAAUCCAACCCACUUAACGGACUUGUGUACAGAACGAUACUAGGUGUUAAUAAAAUCAGAUAACCUCUUACUCCAGUGGUAUGGACGUAUUCCAAUUUUGUAGUCUUAGUCACUUUGGGGGCUAUCCAAUUUUGUUAGAGAACAAGAUCAGUUUGACAGCUAAUAACGUCUUUAUUUUGUUAUCGGCUUAUUAUUAUUAUUAUUUUUGUUUGUUUUUCUCUGUACAAAACUCUUUACAGGCGGGAGUCUCUUCUGUGUAAUUCCUUGGACAGAGUAUGUCUUCAUGUAUCGCAGGCCCCGAGACUGGCUUGCUCAAGUGUGAUGAGCGCAUAUUAAACCAAUAAAUCCUGCGGCGGAAGAAA